CGCCGCCGUUGCCCGAUGGCGGUGCGGGGCUGGCGCCCGGCGGUGGCCGCGCUCGCUGCGGGGCGGCCCCGGGGGGGCGGCCCGGGGGAGGCCUCGGCUCCCGGAGCGGGGCCGGGCCCAGAACCGGGGGCUCCGGGGGGAGCCGCGGCAGCCGCGCUCUAUGUGCAUUGGCCCUACUGCCGCAAGCACUGCUCCUACUGCAGCUUCAACAAGUACGUGGUGCCGGCGGUGGACGAGGCGGCCGUGCGCACCUGCCUGGUGCGCGAGGCCCGGACCCUGCUCCGCCUCGGCCAGGUGCAGAGCGUCACCUCCGUCUUCUUCGGCGGGGGCACACCCAGCCUGGCCAGCCCCCAAACCAUCGCCGCCGUACUGGAGGCUGCCGCGGAGGCCGCCCACCUCCCUGCCGGAGCCGAGGUCACGCUGGAGGCCAACCCCAGCUCCGCCAGCCCCGCGCGCCUCGCCGGCUUCAGGGCGGCCGGCGUCAACCGCCUCUCAGUCGGCGUGCAGUCGCUGGACGACGCCGAGCUGCGGCUGCUGGGCCGGGAGCACACGGCGGACGAGGCGCGGGCGGCGGUGGAGGCGGCGCGGGGGCUCUUCCCCGGCCGCACCUCCAUCGACCUCCUCUUCGGGCUGCCGGGGCAGAGCCGGGAGGCCUGGGCCCGGUGUUUGGAGGCGGCGCUGGGGCUGUGCGACGACCACCUGGCCCUCUACCAGCUGACGCUGGAGCGGGGCACGGCGCUGGAGGUGCGGGUCCGGCGGGGGGCCCUGCCCACGCCCCCCCAGGACCUCCUGGCCGACAUGUACCACACCGCCCGGGCCGUGCUGGCGGCCGCCGGCUUCCGCCAGUACGAGGUCUCCAAUUUUGCAAGGAAGGGCGCCCUCAGCACCCACAACCUCUCCUACUGGCGGGCUGAGCAGUACAUCGGCGUGGGGCCGGGAGCGCACGGGAGGUUUGUGCCGUGGGGUGAGGGCAGCUGCCAGCGGGAGGCCCGCGUCCAGACGCCGGAUCCCGACACCUGGAUGAAGGAGGUGCAGAGCCACGGGCACGGCACCCGGAGACGGGCGGCGCUGAGCCCCUUGGAGCAGCUGGAGGAGCUGCUCGCCCUGGGGCUGCGCACGGACGAGGGCGUCACGCAGCAGCGUUGGGGGCGCUUCUCCCCUCAGCUGCCCUUGCGGGCUGUGUUCGGGGUGCCAGGGGAGGCGAUGGCGCUGCAGCAGCAGGGCUGGCUGCUCCUGGACGGCCGGGGCCUGCGCUGCACGCCCGAGGGGCUGGCGGUGCUGGACUCGCUGCUGCCCGGCCUGCUCUGCCAGCUGCAGCGCUGCUGGGCGCGCGUGGCCGGCACCGGGGGACGAGGCACAGGGGCUGCUGGAGGACAAGGCAUGGAGGCUGCGGGGGGACAAGGCACAGAAGCUCAUGGAGGACAAGGCCCAGAGACUGCUGGAGGACAAGGCACAGAGGCUCAUGGAGGACAAGACACGGAGGCUGGCAGGGGACAAGGCCCUUAGGCUCACGGAGGACAAAGCCCAGAGGCUUGGGGACAAAGCCUGGAGCCAACUGAGGGACAAAGGCCAGAGGCUGUGGGGGCACAAGGCGCAGAGGUUCAUGGAGGACGAGGCCCAGAAGCUGGGGGACAAAGCCCGGAGGCUGUGGGGG
This is a messenger RNA of Cygnus olor (mute swan), 1654 nucleotides long. RefSeq names its product radical S-adenosyl methionine domain containing 1 (gene RSAD1). NCBI's taxonomy places the organism in Eukaryota, Metazoa, Chordata, Aves, Anseriformes, Anatidae. The record is from RefSeq and is a predicted model, not a curated record. The transcript has 9 exons. Gene Ontology annotation, molecular function: coproporphyrinogen oxidase activity; 4 iron, 4 sulfur cluster binding. Gene Ontology annotation, biological process: porphyrin-containing compound biosynthetic process. Gene Ontology annotation, cellular component: cytoplasm. The coding region runs from base 16 to 1506 and encodes 496 amino acids.